CCCCGGCGCCGGCUGACCGCCGUGCCCGACGGCAUCCCGGCCGAGACGCGCCUGCUGGAGCUCAGCCGCAACCGCAUCCGCUGCCUGAACCCCGGCGACCUGGCCGCGCUGCCGCUGCUGGAGGAGCUGGACCUGAGCGAGAACGUGAUCGCGCACGUGGAGCCGGGCGCCUUCGCCAACCUGCCGCGCCUGCGCGUCCUGCGCCUGCGCGGGAACCUGCUCAAGCUCAUCCCGCCCGGGGUCUUCACGCGCCUGGACAACCUCACGCUGCUGGACCUGAGCGAGAACAAGCUGGUCAUCCUCCUGGACUACACCUUCCAGGACCUGCGCAGCCUCCGCCGGCUAGAGGUGGGCGACAACCACCUGGUGUUCAUCUCGCGCCGGGCCUUCGCGGGGCUGCUGGCGCUCGAGGAGCUGACCCUCGAGCGCUGCAACCUCACGGCGCUGUCGGGCGAGUCUCUGGGCCACCUGCGGGGCCUGGGCGCCCUGCGGCUGCGGCACCUGGCCAUCGCCGCGCUGGAGGACCAGAAUUUCCGGAGGCUCCCGGGCCUGCUGCACCUGGAGAUCGACAACUGGCCGCUGCUGGAGGAGGUGGCCGCCGGCAGCCUGCAGGGUCUCAACCUGACCUCGCUGUCGGUCACGCACACCAACAUCACCGCCGUGCCGGCGGCCGCGCUCCGCCACCAGGCCCACCUCACCUGCCUCAACCUGUCCCACAACCCCAUCAGCACGGUGCCGCGCGGCUCCUUCCGCGACCUGGUCCGCCUGCGCGAGCUGCACCUGGCCGGCGCCCUGCUGGCCGUGGUGGAGCCGCAGGCCUUCCUGGGGCUGCGGCAGAUCCGUCUGCUCAACCUCUCCGACAACCUGCUGUCCACGCUGGAGGAGAGCACCUUCCACUCGGUGAAC
Ailuropoda melanoleuca (giant panda) is the source of this 906-nucleotide messenger RNA. It is a transcript of the gene LINGO3, whose product is annotated as leucine rich repeat and Ig domain containing 3. Gene Ontology annotation, cellular component: plasma membrane. The annotation marks the transcript as partial. NCBI's taxonomy places the organism in Eukaryota, Metazoa, Chordata, Mammalia, Carnivora, Ursidae. Gene Ontology annotation, molecular function: protein binding. The transcript has a single exon. The record is from RefSeq and is a predicted model, not a curated record.